CCAGCAAGCAGCACAACCCCAACGAACUGACCAUCUAGCUUACUAGCAGCUUCCUUUUGUAGCUCGAUCGACCAAUCUCCCUAGUUCACUUGUGACAUUACCAAUGACGACCGUGGUGGCACUGAGUUCUUUCGCGGCCGGUGCCGCUGCGCCGCGCGUGCGCGCCGCCGUUGGCCUGCAGCAUGGCGCCGGCGCCAGCUUUGGUGCCCGGUCACCGCCGGUGGCCGGGAAGACCGCACAGCGCCGACACGGCCUCGUCGUGAGGGCGCAGAAUGACCCCAAGCCCACGACCAAGGCGAGCACAAAAUUCUGGGACGUGCUGUCGUUCAACGGCCCGGCACCAGAGCGCAUCAACGGGCGGCUGGCGAUGCUGGGCUUCGUGGCGGCGCUCUCCGUGGAGGCAUCCCGCGGCGUCGGGCUUCUAUCGCAGGCGGAGAGCGGCGCCGGGCUGGCGUGGUUCGCGGCCACGACGGCAGUGUUCUCGGUAGCGUCGCUGGUGCCGCUCCUCAAGGGAGAGAGCCCCGAGGAGAGGGCCGGCCCCAUCAUGAACGCCAACGCGGAGCUCUGGAACGGCCGGCUCGCGAUGCUCGGCAUCGUCGCGCUCGCCGCCACGGAGUACCUCACCGGCGCACCCUUCGUCGACGUCUAGAUGUAACUCGUGUAGCUCUCCGCACGUACGGAUACGAGCACAAGUGUAAUCACUAGCUAAUAAGCCGCUGCAAGCUAGCUGAGAACUAGCUUUUGCAAGCUCAUGUACAGGCUAAGUCCCUAUUUGUUUGGGCUGCACCUGAAUGAGAAGCAGUUGGAACUGGUAAGGUCUGAGAAGCAGCUGGACCUGGAUAGCUUGUGAAACGUAAAAGUAAGGUGUUUGUUUGGGUUUGUGCUUAAAA
This is a messenger RNA of Lolium perenne, 890 nucleotides long. RefSeq names its product low molecular mass early light-inducible protein HV90, chloroplastic. The record is from RefSeq and is a predicted model, not a curated record. Lineage: Eukaryota; Viridiplantae; Streptophyta; Magnoliopsida; Poales; Poaceae.